CGCGGGCGGUGGGCCAGAGCCGAGGCGGCGGGGCUGUGUAGCGGGGCUGGGUCUGGGCUGCGGCCGGUCAGAGCACCUGGCCCAGCGUCGGCGGCUCCGGGGCGGGGGCGCCAGCGGCGAAGCCCCCUCCCCGGGGAGGCGGGGUCGGAACAAGGCCGGGGAAUCAUGCAUCAGAAGCUGCUGAAGAGCGCGCAUUACAUCGAGCUGGGCAGCUACCAGUACUGGCCGGUCCUGGUGCCCCGCGGCAUUCGCCUCUACACCUACGAACAGAUCCCGGUGUCCCUCAAAGAUAACCCGUACAUCACCGACGGCUACCGGGCCUACCUGCCUUCCAGGCUGUGUCUCAAAAGUCUGUUUAUUUUAUCCAAUGAGACGGUAAACAUCUGGAGUCAUCUGCUGGGUUUUUUCCUCUUCUUCACCCUGGGAAUAUAUGACAUGACAUCCGUGCUGCCGUCGGCAAGUGCGUCCCGAGAAGAUUUUGUAAUUUGCUCCAUUUGUCUUUUCUGCUUCCAGGUCUGUAUGCUUUGCUCAGUGGGCUAUCAUCUCUUUUCCUGUCAUCGGUCAGAGAAAACUUGUCGAAGAUGGAUGGCAUUGGAUUAUGCAGGCAUUUCUAUUGGAAUACUGGGCUGCUAUGUCUCGGGAGUAUUUUACGCCUUUUACUGUAACAAUUAUUGGCGUCAAGUAUACUUGAUCACCGUGCUUGCAAUGAUCUUGGCAGUGUUCUUCGCACAGAUUCAUCCCAAUUACCUCACACAACAGUGGCAGAGGCUCCGCCCUAUCAUCUUUUGUUCAGUUUCGGGCUAUGGAGUGAUCCCAACUCUUCACUGGGUCUGGCUCAAUGGAGGAAUCAGUGCUCCUAUUGUCCAGGACUUUGCACCCCGAGUAAUUGUGAUGUAUGUGAUUGCUCUUCUUGCUUUCCUCUUCUACAUUUCCAAAGUUCCAGAACGGUACUUUCCAGGACAGCUAAACUACCUCGGAUCAAGCCACCAGAUCUGGCAUAUCCUUGCGGUAGUGAUGUUAUACUGGUGGCACCAGUCAACGGUGUACGUCAUGCAGUACAGGCACAGCAAGCCUUGCCCUGACUAUGUUUCGCACCUGUAAAUUCAGGAGUUAUUGCCGAGUCCACCUGGAGUAUCUACUGUUUAGAAGGAAACGGAGCAGCACCAAAUGGGUCUAAUUCGACUGGCUGGGGCUGUUGGGACUCACGUGGCGCGAUGCUUUGCACCACAAGUUCUGUAAAGGGCACGGCACCGAAGUCAUCCAUUCUCAACGCGUCUACACUAUGGAAUGACCCGUGUACUGAAUUCUGUCUUGGCCUCCCAGGCAAGAUGGUAUUAUGAUCAACACAGAUGUCGCUUAGGCCCUGAUGGGGCUGGUGCCACGAUAACUCUGGAGGAUGGAAAGGCUUGGCACCAAAGGGGUCCAGCAGACUCUCCUCGGGUUGCAGGGCGCUGCUCCUGUCUUUGCCAUCAGUCAGUGCAACGCUGAUGUUCUCCUUGGAGUCGGAAAUGGUUAAAAACUCACUGCUGCUUUGUGAGUCUCUGCGGCCCACCUUCUUGUGUCUACGGACCCUCUCGGGGGUGCGGUAGGGGGGCUUCAGCGUCUUCUUUGCGCUGGUGGGUGUGCCGUGGUGGCGCUUCCCAUUGCUUUUGGACAGGUCCUGCUUUGUUCGCCUCUGGCGAGAGGACAGUUUCUGCAAGCUGCGCUGUUUGACUUUUUGCUGCUGACUCCCAGUUAUUUCCUCAAAGGGCACAAGCCCAAAAACGUCCUCCCUGCUUUCACUUCUACUCGCCGACGUGGAAAAUGGCUGAAAGGGAGUGGAGCCAAAUAUAUCUACACUUCUGGGCCGUGCAGGCAGAGGCCGCGUGUCGUCCCCCGCUGCGGGCCAGUCCUGUACGGUCACCUUCUUGUUGAAGGGGGCCUUUGUGAACACGUCAAAGUCCUCCUGCUCUGGAAAUGUCUGCCGGGGGAGGUUCUGCGCAUCCCCUCUGAGCUGUGGCUGUGGAGUGCGCACUGCAAAGGGCACGGCACCGAACACAUCAAACUCCUGGCCAGAAGUCAGCGCAUUAGCGGGUGAAUGGGCAGGGGAGAGGAGUGCAGGGUUAGCGGCUGGGCUCCGCCCACCACCAGGUUGGCCUCUGCACUUGGCCUUAGCCUGUUCAUACUCCGAGUCAGAGCUGUGCUUGUCCUCCUCUUCCUCAUCUU
Microtus oregoni (creeping vole) is the source of this 2205-nucleotide messenger RNA. It is a transcript of the gene Paqr3, whose product is annotated as progestin and adipoQ receptor family member 3. NCBI's taxonomy places the organism in Eukaryota, Metazoa, Chordata, Mammalia, Rodentia, Cricetidae. The coding region runs from base 166 to 1101 and encodes 311 amino acids. The transcript has 7 exons. The record is from RefSeq and is a predicted model, not a curated record. Gene Ontology annotation, molecular function: signaling receptor activity. Gene Ontology annotation, cellular component: membrane.